AUAAAUCACAGAGUAAAUAAAUAUUGACUGAUAAAAUAAAAUACAGUCGACUCUCGGUAACUCGAACCUUGAUAACUCGAAAUUCUCGAUGUCUCGAAUAAUUAAAAUUCCCCUUCAAAUAACAAUUACACUUAAUGUUUAAAUAAUCUUGGUAACUCGAAAAUUAAUUUGACAAAUUUUCGAUAUCUCGAAUUUUCUUAUCCAAAUUUAGUACUAAAAGUAGUUUAUCAAGGCGAUUAUUUUUCGCCUAUCACUUGUUUUGUAAAACCCGACCAUUAUAAUCAACUAAAUGUUUGUAACUUAAACCUUAAUAAUUUCAUACAAUAGAUUUCAUUUUUAGUUCUAUGCCGUUUGUUCGUUUAACCGUUUAUUGAGCGAGUGUAACAGUGUUAAAUCAGUGGUUAUUAUGGCUCAAAAAAGAAAAUUAACAACAUUAUCACUUGCAGAAAAAGUGAACUUACUUAGAAUUAUUGAAAAAGGUGAAAAGAAAAAACAAGAAAUAGCCAAAGAUUUUGGAAUUCCAGCGAGUACAUUAUCUACAAUAAUAAAAAGUAAAGAGGUAAUUUUGAAAAACUUUAAUGAAAACUCGGCAACUCGAAAAAAAAUGAAACCAGGAGAAUACUCUGAUAUAGAAUCCUGUUUAUUAAAAUGGUUUCAACAAUGUCUUGACAAAAAAAUUCCAAUAAAUGGACCCAUUCUACGAGAAAAAGCUGAAGAGUUUGGGUAUAAGUUGGGGCAUGUACAUUUUAAAGCCAGCAGUGGAUGGUUAACAAAUUGGAAAAACAGAAAUAAUGUUGUUUUUAAACAAGUUUGUGGUGAAAGUGGCGCUGUAGAUGUACAAAAAUGUUCCGUAUGGAUAAAUAAUUUACCGAAACUCAUCGAAAAUUAUUCUCCAGACGAUAUUUUUAAUGUUGACGAAACAGGAUUAUUUUUCAAAUGUUUACCUGAAAAAACAUUUAUGUUUAAAGGCCAAUCUUGUUCAGGUGGAAAACAUAGCAAAGAAAGAGUAACACUUCUGUUAGGGGCGAAUAUGUCGGGCACGGAAAAAUUAAGACCACUUUUGAUUGGUAAGUCGAAAAAACCACGAUGUUUUAAACAAGUAAAAUCAUUGCCAUUAGAUUAUCAUGCGAACAAAAAAUCCUGAAUGACGUCUGAAAUUUUUAAUUUGUGGUUAAUGAAAUUAGAUAAAAAAAUGGUCACCGAGAAAAGAAAAAUCUUACUUUUUAUAGAUAAUUGUACUGCACACAAUUUGACUUCAACUUUAAAUGCUAUUCAAGUGCAGUUUUUACCUCCUAAUACUACGUCUGUAUUACAACCAUUAGACCAAGGCAUAAUAAAUAAUUUUAAAAUAUUUUAUCGAAAAGAAAUGGUAAAAAAAAUUAUAUCGGCUUUAAAUGGUAACAAUCAAAUCAUAAUAAACAUAUUGGAUGCUAUACGGCUAUGCGAUAAAGCAUGGCGACACGUAAAAAAAGGAACGAUUGUAAACUGUUUUACAAAAUCAGGUUUUAAAACUUCAAUUGAAAACGAUGAAAACACUCCUUAUGAUCCUUCUGAUGAUAAUAACGAUGAAUGGGAUCAAUUAACGGAGAAAAUAAAUAUUGAUGAAACCUUUACAUCAUACGUUAAUGUCGAUGAAAAUUUGGAUAUUUGUGGAGAAUGGACUGAGAACGAUAUUAUCUCCGAUAUAUUGGACGAAGAUAACCAAGAAGAAUUCGAAGACCAACAAGUACAAUCCACCAUUACAAAUAAAGAAGCAACACUUGCAUUAGAAACAUUACGUAAAUAUAUUGAAGGCAAUGAAGGUAUGGAAGAUUUAUUUAAGCCACUCGAUGUUUUAGAAAAUAGAAUUGAGAACAAUAUAGUGUUAAAUAAACAAAAACAAUUAACUUUACACCAAUUCU
Sipha flava (yellow sugarcane aphid) is the source of this 1901-nucleotide messenger RNA. RefSeq names its product tigger transposable element-derived protein 4-like. The transcript has a single exon. The record is from RefSeq and is a predicted model, not a curated record. Gene Ontology annotation, cellular component: nucleus. Gene Ontology annotation, molecular function: DNA binding. Bases 407 to 1144 code for a protein of 245 amino acids. NCBI's taxonomy places the organism in Eukaryota, Metazoa, Arthropoda, Insecta, Hemiptera, Aphididae.